UGCCUUCCUCGAUAGAACAUUUCAAUCUCUCUUUCUCUCUCUCUUUCUCUCUUUGUGAUGAUGAUGAAGGUCGAAUCAAUUGCUAGGGUUACCAGGGAUCAUCUCAUCUGUUCUCUUCGGUUGUGUAUCUGAAAUCAAAGCGGCCGUAACACCAUGUGCAGUACCCCAUACGACGACGUGGUGGCGCCGCCCUGUUUCAACCACAACAAUGGCGUCUCUCACCCUUGGCAUCCUCCCUAAGCUUCUCCAAAAUCUUAGCAACACUGUUGUCAGAGGGUAUUGAAAAGAAAGUAGGUGUGAAAGGAGAGAUUGAGGGUUCGAAGAGUCUUCGAUCUUCGGAGCCAUUGAUUAGCCCCCAAUCACAUUGUGGGUCGAAUACAAAACCUGAUUUGGGGGUUUUUGAGAAGGUCUCUGUAAAAAAAGGAAUAUUUUAUGGAUGGGUUUCAUGAGUUUAAGAUCGUAGAGAGAUGGGUUAGAGAGAGAACGUUCUCUUUCGUUGCAGAAGUAGCAAUCUUCGAGAGUCACAACAACAAUGGCCGCAAUGGCUGCUCUUCAGAGCUCUUUCACUUCUUUUUCUCUCUCCUCAAAUUCCUUCUUGGGCCAACGCAUCUUUUGUUUCUUUUUAGCUUUUAAACCCAUAUUCUCAAGGAACUUGAAUUAGCCAUAUUAAUUUAAUUUCAAUUUUUUGUUGAUAAUACCAGAUGGGUUUCUCACAAUUUGGAGUAAUUGUUCUUUACCUGGUCAUAUAUCAAUUAUUAACCCUCAAGUACUUUUGGCUUCAGUGUUUAAUUUGAACUUUUUGUUGUUAAAAAUGGGUUUAUCGUACAGAAACUGAUAUGAGGCAAUUGAAUUUGGUCUGCCAUUCUCUCUCUCAAUCUAGGUUUAUUUCCUAGUUGCAUUAGAUAGUAACACUUGUUCUAUAAGACUAUUAUACUGUCUUCAUACUUGUAUUGCUUUGAUAAACUUGUGCACUUUUAUUAUCUUUAAUUGAGUUCUAAUUGCUUGCAUUCAGGAAUGUGGAAUCAUCAGACUGUUAAGCCACUGUAACCACUGUUUUGUAGUUACCAUCACAAAUGUACUUACUUUGGAAAUAUAGGUCUCAUGAUCCUUGCAUGGACUUAAGUGUUUUUAUUAUUUUCUAUUUGAAAUAUCAGGAACUCAAAAUGGAGGUGUUUUAGAUUCUCAACCCUUUAUUUUUGUCUUCUUAGUAACAUUGAAGCACUGACUUUUCGACACUGAUCAUAUGUUUUGAAUAAUAGUUGCAAUUAAAUUUGUUCUUGCGUUGCAGGAGUGGGCAUACUUUCUUAACAAAGGGUCUAAAGUGAAUAUUUCAUACAAUGCCAAAUCCCCAAGUUCUGCCCCUUUGUCCCUUGUAAUAUCCCAAGGUAGAGAAAGCCUUGUUGAGUGGAUAGAAGACCCAUUGAAAUUUUGUGGUCUAAAUUGUAUUAUAUUGCUGUGGGAAAUUUGAACUCUGAGGAGGUGGAGGUUCAACUGAACUUCACAAUAAAGGGUUUUCUUGUAAUACAACCUAGGCAUAUUACAAGUGCUCUCUGAGUCAUCGUAUAUGUAGUUUGAUGCAUUUUCUUCUAAGGGCAAAUGCUGCUGUGUUAACUUCUCCGGUCACAGAACAGGUAAAGAAUGUCGUGAUGUCAAUUUGUUUUUUUAACUUAACAAUGUAUUUUUUAAAGAGCUACCCUUGAAAUUUGUUCGUAUAUGAAUUUUCUACAAUAUUUAUUAGCGAGGUUAAAAUUUCAAGAUGCCUUAACUUUGAAUUAUAUGAGCAUUUGCACUGUUUUAUCAAAAGGUGUUUGGAGAUGAUGUAUAAAAUAAGUUAUUAACUGGAAGAAUCUAUGAUAAUCAUUACUAAUGAUUUUGCUUGCUUUAGUCGUUGUUGGGGCAUGAAUCGACAUCUAGAGUCCUUUUUAGUUCUUCUCUGUAUUCUCUUACUCAGAAAAUAUAUAUAUAUAUAUAUAUAUUCUCUAUAUUUAGCUAUACAUCUCAAAGAGUCAAAGACCAAUUAUAAAUAGUAUAAAUGGAUCAGUUGCAGAUUUGAUUCAUGAAGAUUUCGAUUUUUCAUUUAUGAAUUUAAACUCGUCGUGUUUCUCUUAGGGUGUACCAUAUAAAGAAUGGUUUGGAAUCCUUACAGCUUCAUCCUUGGUUGCUCAUUUCUUACUUUCAUUUUAAUUACUAGAUUCCUGGUAAGUAACAACCAUAAUUGGCAAUUUCAUUUUUGUUGUUUUAUUUUUUAUUUAUUCAUUUAUUUUUUCACAUAAAAACAAAAAUAACCAAGAUCAAACAUAGGUGGUGGUCUAUAGAAUUUCUUUGUCUACCGCAAUUCUAGUGUAUACUUACUUUGUGAUUCUGUGAUCUGGGUAAAAGGAAAGAGAAAACAAGAAAAUAUCUAUUUUAUUGAUUUUCUGAAUGAAUCAACAUUAUAUAGAGAAGAUAGUAUAUAUACAAGAGUGAUUUACUUAACCUAACCAUAACUGUCUAACUAAACUAUAGUUAAACUCUAACAAACUAACUACCUAGCCUUGAUAAUACACACGUGACUAUUGGAGCUAUUGCUCUGAAGCUGCUGAGUUGCUAUGGCUGCUACUCUGCUUUGGAGAUGCUGGAGCUGCUGUGAUUAUUGUUGUGCUGUGGCUGUGGCUAUGGCUGUGGCUGUGCUGUUGUGGAGUUGCUGGAGCUCCAGCUGCUGCUCUGUUGGAGCUGUUGUGUUGUGGCUGUGGCUAAGCUGCUUCUUUAUCAAAAGGGACAAGAAACUCUUUUGGUUGCUGGCCAUUGCACCAUUGAUGUCUGUGAUUUUAUCUACUAUUAUCGUUUUCCUGACAAGAGCCGAUAAAUAUGGAGUUAAAAUAGUGAAACACAUCAACGGAGGGCUGAAUCCAAUCUUAGUCCAUCAGUUGCAAUUCAACAACCCAUAUGCUUCAGAAGUGACUAAAAUUGGACUGAUUGUUGCAGUUGUCGCUCUCAUGGAAGCCAUUGCGGUUGGUCUAUCUUUUGCAUCCAUAAAAGGAUACCAUCUUGAUGGAAACAAGGAAAUGUUGGCCAUGGGCUUCAUGAACAUUGUAGGAUCUUUAACUUCAUGCUAUGCUGCCACUGACAAGAAAUGCAAUAGGGUUAGUUGCUUCAACUAUUGUUGCAGAUUUAGGUGCCUUAACACGUACAUUGGGCACCCUCAUCGCUGUGAUAAGAGCAAGUGGAUUUGCUACAACUGCAGCUGCAGUUGCAACUGCUAUAGGAACUGUUGUCGGUAGUUUUAGAUAAUCUCUUAAUAAUUGUCGAUAUGUUUAGAAAGUUAAAUAUGCAUAGUUUUGGAUGGUUUAAAUUUUUUGUACAAUUUAGAACUUAAGGAUGUAGUUUUCGGAUGUUUGGAAUGUAUAGAUAAUUGUUGAAUGUUUAUAAUUUAUGGAUAUAGUUUCUUUUUGAUGUUUCAAACAA
Camellia sinensis is the source of this 3444-nucleotide messenger RNA. The record is from RefSeq and is a predicted model, not a curated record. Lineage: Eukaryota; Viridiplantae; Streptophyta; Magnoliopsida; Ericales; Theaceae.